CUGCCUGUUGGUGCUCCAUACCUAUUACACUCGGUGCCAGAGGGAAACAAAGCAGAGGCCGAGUAUGUAGUCUCUAGGUCUGAUCCUCCUAGGGCUGAUCUCGUUACUGUGACUGGACCAGGGUUAGGUCCCGUUGUAGUCCAACAAUCCACGUACGUUUCCAUCGACACCACAUUCGCCGGAUUUGGUGACAUUGAUUUGUUUGUCGACGGACCAACAAGAACUCCAGUUCAUUGUGUGGAUAAUCGUGAUGGAACCCUAACAGUGUACUACGUACCCCAGACACCGGGUGUGUACUUCCUGAGAGUAAUGUUCGAUAAUAGUCAUAUUUCCGGCAGUCCUUUCCAAGUACUAGCUGUUCCAACCAUAGUAACAUCAUCGCUAAUGGCGGAUCACGAUAAAACUGAUUUCUCUUUUUCUUCAAUGUCAAGUGGCUCACCUACAUCGCAGACCACUCCAUGUGUCCAGUGA
Molecule: messenger RNA, 471 nt
Organism: Angiostrongylus costaricensis
Lineage: Eukaryota; Metazoa; Nematoda; Chromadorea; Rhabditida; Metastrongylidae
Source: the annotation of a GenBank genome assembly